UCUCUUAAUUUCGCGACACGAGGGAUAGAGUGAGAAGCAAAGCUAAAGUUUCCUUUCGGCAUCUCUCUCCAUUGCUCUCCAAAGUCUCUUUACGAACAACAGAAAAGAAAAGAGAGAACAGAAAAGCGAUAUCCGAUUGAUUCAACGCCUCAGAAUUCUAGUAUUUCAGAAGCGAGCUAUGGCUCUCGUUUCACAGGCUGGUUCGACUCACCGGAUUGGUGUUGAAAGUAUACGAUGCAAAGGAGGAAACUAUGUGGCGUUCAGUGUGUCGGCUCAUAUGGAGUCGUUGAAGAUGAAGGAAACUCCUAUCGGUUCUUCUUUAUCGUGUUGCUCUGGGAAUAUCACGCAUGGUUUGCAUAUAGACAGCACGAGGAUGGCGUCGAGACGAGGGGGCAGGGUGAUUGUUGCUGCGAGUCCUCCUACCGAGGACACUGUAGUUGCUACCGAGCCGCUGACAAAAGAGGAUCUCGUAGCUUAUCUAGCUUCUGGAUGCAAGUCCAAGGAAAAAUGGAGAAUUGGUACAGAACACGAGAAGUUUGGUUUUGAGUUUGGAACAUUACGUCCCAUGAAGUAUGAACAAAUAGCAGCGUUGCUGAAUGGGAUUGCAGAGAGGUUUGACUGGGAAAAAGUAAUGGAGGGUGACAAAAUUAUAGGACUCCAGCAGGGAAAACAAAGUAUAUCACUGGAGCCUGGUGGUCAAUUCGAACUUAGUGGUGCCCCUCUUGAAACUUUGCAUCAAACCUGUGCUGAAGUUAAUUCACACCUUUACCAGGUGAAAGCUGUAGCUGAGGAAAUGGGUAUUGGAUUUUUAGGAAUUGGAUUCCAGCCUAAAUGGAGACGCGAAGACAUACCUAUAAUGCCCAAGGGACGAUAUGAGAUUAUGAGGAAUUACAUGCCCAAAGUAGGUUCACUUGGACUGGAUAUGAUGUUUAGGACAUGCACUGUGCAGGUUAAUCUAGAUUUUGAUUCAGAAGCUGACAUGAUCAGAAAGUUCCGAGCAGGCCUUGCUUUACAACCUAUAGCAACUGCUCUAUUUGCAAAUUCACCAUUUACUGAAGGAAAGCCAAAUGGUUUUUUGAGCAUGAGAAGCCAGAUCUGGACUGAUACUGAUAAUGACCGGACUGGCAUGCUUCCAUUUGUUUUUGACGACUCCUUCGGAUUUGAGAAGUAUGUUGAUUAUGCCCUCGAUGUUCCAAUGUAUUUCAUAUAUCGGAAAAAGAAGUAUAUUGACUGUUCUGGAAUGUCCUUCAGGGACUUUAUGGCAGGAAAACUCCCUCCCGUUCCUGGAGAACUUCCUACCCUUACUGAUUGGGAAAAUCAUUUGACCACGAUAUUUCCAGAGGUCAGAUUGAAGAGAUACUUGGAGAUGAGGGGUAGUGAUGGAGGUCCUUGGAGGAGAUUGUGCGCUUUGCCAGCAUUUUGGGUUGGUUUAUUAUAUGACGAGGUUUCCCUGCAAAAUGUUUUGGACAUGACAGCUGACUGGACACCCGAAGAAAGACAGAUGUUGAGGAAUAAGGUUCCAAUAAGUGGUUUCAAUACACCAUUUCGUGAUGGGUUGCUGAGGCACGUUGCUCAAGAUAUUGUUAAGUUGGCAAAGGAUGGCUUAGAGAGAAGAGGUUUCAAGGAGUCGGGCUUCUUGAAUGAGGUGACUGAAGUAGCUAGAACAGGCGUGACACCAGCUGAAAAGCUGUUGGAAUUGUAUAAUGGGAAGUGGGGACAAAAUGUAGAUCCAGUUUUUGAGGAGCUGCUAUAUUGAGCUUUCAUCUCUUGUACUGUAACAUUGCAAUGGACCACUGGUAUGUUGUCCACUUUGUGUGUAAGGUAGUUUACCUACAAAUCUCAGCUUUAAUUAUUCUCAUUCUCCUUUGAAUUAUUGGAACUGAUACACGAACAAUUUUACUAGCAUACCGAAACUUCUUCCUAGCUUGGUAUCCGUAGUUGUUGUAAUUCUAUGAUGGUCUUCUUUGGAUUGUGGUAAAUUGCAACCACAAAAACUAGAGGAUGAUCAUUGUAGAGAAGCAUCAGCUCAUUGAGCCAUUUCACUGUCGUGUCAUUGACAGCAAGCAAUAAACCUUCUGUUCAUGCUUGGAUCUUUAAGAAGACAAAAACUCAAAACAGUCUUAAUUUCUACUGUUAAUGGUUACUGUUUUAGAUCCUUUGGAUAAACAAAACAAACAGACAAAAGAUGGGUGAGGAUUCCUCCCGAUUCGUUUGUGUUUGUAGAAGAGUUCUGCUUGGUAGAGAUU
Momordica charantia (bitter melon) is the source of this 2246-nucleotide messenger RNA. It is a transcript of the gene GSH1, whose product is annotated as glutamate-cysteine ligase. Gene Ontology annotation, biological process: glutathione biosynthetic process. NCBI's taxonomy places the organism in Eukaryota, Viridiplantae, Streptophyta, Magnoliopsida, Cucurbitales, Cucurbitaceae. The record is from RefSeq and is a predicted model, not a curated record. Gene Ontology annotation, molecular function: glutamate-cysteine ligase activity.